AUGGCGACCAGAGAUAUUGAUACUCUGGUGCAAGCCUUGACACUCGAAGAAAAGGUCCUAUUGUUGUCAGGCGUCGAUAUGUGGCAUGUCCCAUCUAUUUCAAGACUGGGAAUAGGCUCCAUCAAGACAACUGAUGGACCAUCGGGCGCACGUGGCAAGUUCGCCGUCGAUGGCCCCAAAGCUGCAUUUAUACCCGGACCGGUUUGUCAAGGGGCGACAUGGUCACGAGCUCAAAUCCACAAGCUAGGUCGCUUGCUUUGUCGUGAAGCCAAGACGAAAUCUGCCCACGUUCUCCUUGCUCCAACGAUAUGUUGCGCCAGGAACCCUUUGGGUGGGCGUAACUUUGAGUGCUUUGGCGAAGACCCCUUGCUGAGCGGAAAACUUGCCGAGCAAUAUGUGAAUGGAGUGCAAGAGACCGGCGAGGUUGUAGCGACUGCGAAACAUUUCGUGGCGAAUGAACAAGAACAUCUUAGAUUCAGCAUCGAUGCUAAGAUCUCUGAGACGGCACUUCGAGAAAUCUAUCUUCGACCAUUUGAGAUGAUUGUGAGGAUGGCCUCGCCGCCCAAGUGUAUCAUGACGUCUUACAAUAAAGUGAAUGGCCAACACAUGGACAGCAAUGUACCCAUAAUCAAGGAUAUCCUUCGGGAUGAAUGGGGCUACAAAGGCUUGAAAUGCCAGGCCCGCCUGAAAGGCGCGGGGAAAAAAUUACUGCAGGCGAUCAAGUCUGCUCCGAGCGAUGAUCUUUUGGCUGCAGUCAAUGCUUCGGUUGUACGAAUCUUGGCUUUGGCCGAUAGUUUUGAUUUGCUGGGCCUGAGCUCGGAAGAAGUAGAUCAGACACGAGAUAGUCAAGAAGUGUCCUCUACGGCCCCUGAGGACAUACAACUAAUGCGAGAGGUUGCUGCCAGCGGGAUCGUCCUGCUCAAGAAUACAAAGCAAACACUGCCGCUGCAAGCCAAUAACAUUCACGGAAAACAGAUUGCUUUUAUUGGGCCCAAUGCAUUGAAUGGAACUCCCGGCGGAGGUGGCUCGGCAAGCAUGAAUCCUCAGUAUCUGAGUCAACCGAUGGAGUCUUUCAAGACUGUUGCCUCUAAGCAUGAGAUUGAUGUCACGGUCAAGUAUGCUCUCGGUGCCUACUCGCAAAAAUGGCUUCCUUUGUUUUCCAGCGACCAGUGGGGAAUAAAUACCUCGAUGGAGUCAGAUAACAAGCCUCUUGUUCGCGUUGAGUAUUUUGCCACAAACGAUUUCACGGGGCCUAUCGUGGAGACCCAAUACCGCAAUAGCUCCAAUAUCGAUGUUUCCGAUAGCUGCCCUGUCGAUUUCCAGGUUGAUCCUGUCCCGCCAUACUCCUACCGCGUGACAUCCAAUUUGAUCCCCACAGCUACCGGAGAACAUUCGUUUAGCUUGAGCAGUGUUGGAGGGUCAAGGCUAUUGAUAGAUGGAGAGCUUGUUAUCGACAAUUCACGCUGGACGGAGCUUGGAGAGACUUUCUAUGCCUUUGGCAGCGCUGAAGUGUCGGCCAGUAAGCUUCUAGUUGCCGGCAAAGCUUAUACAGUGCAGGUAGAGGCUAGGGUCAAUACCUCCGAAUUGUCUGCCAACGCAUCGAGCGCUGAUGCAAAUCACGUCUUUGCUGCUCAUCCUUCUGUCCGCAUCGGGUACCUCCAGCAGAUCCCAAGCACCGAGAAACUGAUUUCUGAGGCCGUCGCACUAGCCAACGAAAGUGCAGUGACCAUAGUUGUGCUGGGACUUAACGAAGAAUGGGAAAGCGAAGGGUAUGAUCGAAAGAGUAUGGCUUUGCCAGGGAGCCAAGACAAAUUGGUAGAAGCUCUCAUAUCCAGCGCGGUACGUCCUGAAAGCCUCAUAUUUGUCAAUCAGUCAGGGUCGCCCGUGGAGCUUCCAUGGAUUGAUAAAGCAUCAACUUUCCUUCAGGCAUGGUAUGGAGGUCAAGAAGCUGGAAAUGCUUUGGCAGAUGUUUUGCUUGGAAACACGAACCCCUCCGGAAGACUCCCAGUCACCUGGCCACGGCGUUAUACAGACCUUCCCUUCUAUUGGAAUAAGGAAACAUGGCCAGGUAUUGACGAAGUUGUCAAAUAUGAAGAAGAUACCCAAGUCGGCUACAGGUGGUAUAAUCAUCACCCGAAUGUGCUGCCUCUUUGGUCGUUUGGCUAUGGCCUGAGUUACACUGUGUUCUCUAGCAGACUCACCAAUGUUGAUGAUAUGGGAAUUUACUGGUCAGUCGGGGUGCAGGUUAAGAACACAGGUACGGUUAAUGGCCAAGAAGUUGUACAAAUUUACAACUGGCCCGCAGGCCAAAAAGAGAAGACUCUUCUCGUCGGCUUUGAGAAAACGCCAUUGCUCAGGCCGAGUGAAGAAAUCACCAUCAAUGUUCAAGUUCGAAAGCGGGAUGCUGCUCACUGGAUUGGAGGUGAAUGGCUGCUGGACGAGGGCGAGUAUGCAUUCGGUCUUGGGAACGGGGUCAAGGAUGCGAUGAAGACGACCGCAAAAAGUCAGCCCAGAGCCACUCAGUGA
Molecule: messenger RNA, 2526 nt
Organism: Penicillium crustosum
Lineage: Eukaryota; Fungi; Ascomycota; Eurotiomycetes; Eurotiales; Aspergillaceae
Exons: 5
Coding region: 1-2526 (841 amino acids)
Biological process (GO): glucan catabolic process
Molecular function (GO): beta-glucosidase activity
Source: RefSeq, a predicted model, not a curated record